UCCAAAAUCCCCGAGGGUGUGUAUAUGUGUGUGUGUGUGGAUGUGUGUCUAUGUCUUACAGCCUUGACAGAGGUCUUUUUAUCUACCUGGCUCCUGUCAUUCUGGAGCUGGCUGGAAUGGCAUGGAAAAAUCUGGACACUAUGAUAAGAUACUGGCCUGAGAACUCCCUGGACUAACAACAGUGAAAUGUUUCCACUGAAAAAAGGAGGAGGAGGAGGAGACUUUCAAUGAUUCAAAGAGAGAGUGAGCUUUCACAGCUCCUCUCCUCACAGGAGACCAGAGGCCAUCUGGAGUUUCUGCACUACACUUUGAGAAGGCUAUAACUGGACUUCAUUCAAAAGACAUGUUUUCUGUCGCUAGCACAAUGCUCCGGCGAGGAGCCCUGAGAUGCCAGGACAGUAGGCGUACCAUAGCAACUGUUGUCUCCGGCAACAAGACCUCACAACAGGUGAGAGAGAGGUUGAAAAAGGAUGUGGCAGAAAUGAGAAGACAGUUCCCAGCUUUCCGACCUGGCUUGGUUGUGCUACAGGUUGGAGAUAGAGAUGACUCAAACCUCUACAUCAGUAUGAAGCUCAAGGCUGCAGCAGAAAUUGGAAUCAAUGCAAACCACAUCAGACUGCCCAAGACAGCCACAGAGGAUGAGGUGCUACGCAGUAUUGUGGGUAUCAAUGAAAACCCCUGCGUGCAUGGGCUUAUAGUGCAACUUCCACUGGACUCCAUAAACCCCAUAGACACAGAGAAAGUGACCAACGCAGUAGCACCAGAGAAGGAUGUGGAUGGUCUGACCAGUAUAAAUGCAGGGAAGCUGUCUCGUGGAGAUCUGGGCGACUGUUUCAUCCCCUGCACUCCCAAUGGCUGUAUGGAACUCAUCAGUCAGACUGGUGUCUCAGUGUCAGGCAAAAAUGCAGUCGUGAUCGGUCGCAGUAAGAUCGUUGGAGCACCCAUGCAUGAUCUCCUUUUAUGGAACCACGCCACUGUGACUACCUGUCACUCAAAGACUCCAGAUCUUGCUACACAGGUGGGGAGGGCAGACAUCUUGGUGGUGGGUGCUGGCAAAGCAGAGAUGGUGAAAGGAGAGUGGGUGAAGGAGGGAGCGGUUGUCAUUGACUGUGGCAUCAACCAUAUCCCAGAUAGUAGCAAGCCCGGCGGGAAGCGAGUGGUUGGAGAUGUUCAUUAUGCCUCAGCCAAGGAGCGAGCAGGGUUCAUCACCCCUGUCCCCGGUGGUGUAGGGCCAAUGACAGUGGCCAUGCUAAUGGAGAACACAGUCCAGAGUGCUAAGCGUUUCCUGCAGACUUACAGACCGGGGAAGUGGAAUAUGGCCUGUAAAAAACUGAAACCACAAAAACCUCAGCCAAGUGAUCUCACAAUAUCCCACUUGUGCCAGAGUAAGCCGAUUGGCCAGCUGGCUAGAGAAGUGGGCUUAUUCUCUGAUGAGGUGGAGUUCUAUGGUAGAAACAGGGCAAAAGUGCAUCUAGAUGCCCUGAAACGUAUGGAAAAAGAGCCUGAUGGGAAAUAUGUGGUGGUGACUGGGAUUACACCCACCCCUAUGGGCGAAGGAAACACUACCACCACCCUUGGGCUAGCGCAGGCAUUAGGAGCACACCUGAGUGUCAAUGCUUUUGCCUGUGUGCAGCGUACUCCAGGAUCCAGCUUUGGCAUUAGAGGUGGUGCUGUUGGAGGAGGAUAUUCUCAAGUUGUUCCCAUGGAGGAGGUCAGCCUCCAGUCUACAGGAGACCUAGAAGCCGUCUACACAGCCAGCAGUCUAGCAGUAGACACAGUCAAAGCUCGUGCCCAUUAUGAGGCCAAAGAGAAUGAUAAGGGUUUGUUUGACCUGCUUGUCCCCUCUAUAAAGGGUCAAAAAGUGUUUUCACCAGUCCAGCUCAACAGGCUGAAGAAACUGGGCAUUGAAAAAACAGAACCCGCGACCCUGACAAAGGAAGAGAUGAGGAGGUUUGUCCAUUUGGACAUUGACCCCAAUACCAGAAUGGAUAACUCAUCUUUGGCCAAUGAAAUUAUGGCUGUGCUCUCCCUGAGCAGUAGUGCAGAGGACAUGCAGCAAAGGCUGGCUAAGACUGCACUGGCCACCAGCAGAUCUGGACAACUCAUCACAGCCGAGGACCUAGGUAUUAGUGGUGCCUUAGCCUUGCUGCUGAAGGAGGCAUUGAAACCAAAUCUGAUGCAGACUGUCGAAGGUACACCGGUGUUUGUUCACACUGGCCUAUCCUGUGACAUGGCCCCUGGCAUUUCCUCCACACUGCCUGACAGACUGGCACUCAAGCUAGUGGGGCCUCAGGGCUUUGUGGUCACUGAGUCUGCUCCUGGAGCUCACCUGGGCCUGGAAAAGUUCUUCAACAUCAAGUGUCACCAUUCCGGUCUCCAGCCAGAUGUGGUGGUGUUAGUGGCCACUACACGUGCUCUUAAGAUGCAUGGGAAUGGUCCACAGGUUACACCUAGCUCGACCCUACUCAAAGAGUAUUCACGAGAGAACUUAGUGUUGUUGGAAAAGGGCUGUGGUCACCUAAAGAAACAGGUGGAGACUGCAAGGAUGUUUGGCCUACCGGUGAUUGUAGCAAUCAACACCUUCAGCACAGACUCUGAGGAGGAAUUGGACCUUAUCUGUGAUCAGGCGAGGCAAGCAGGCGUGUUUGAUGUGGUGCGCUGCACUCACUGGGCUGAGGGGGGCGCCGGAGCUGUAGCUCUGGCUCAGGCUGUUCAAAGAGCAUCUGAAGUCCCAAGACCAUUCAAGUUUCUCUAUAAUGUAGAGAUGCCUGUUGUCGAUAAGAUUCGAACAAUCGCACAGCAGAUGUACGGCUUGAGGGAUGUGGAGCUCUCGCCUAGAGCUAAGGAAAAGCUAACACUUUACACCAAACAAGGCUUGUGCAAUAUGCCAAUCUGCAUUGGUCAGACCCACACGUCUCCAGAUAUGAAGGGAAACGCCACAGAUUCUGUCCUGCAUAUUUUGGACAUCCAGGCAAACACGGGUGCUGGGUUCCUGCUUGGACUGGUUGGCACGUCAUCUACCAUACCUGAGGAUCCCAUAUGGCCAUGCUUCCAUGGCAACGACCUCUUCAAAGACACCCAAAAGCUCUGAGAUUAUCAGAUGUGAAGUUGGGCUGUCAUAUCCCAGACCUAAAUAAAACCCAGUCACAAGAGAUGAGGAGAUUCUCUCCAACACCUCCCUCCCUCUGGACACCCAUGCUUUAACUGCUCUGCUCUUCCACAUUCAACACACCUCUGGCCAGCGUCUUCACAUUUUCCUCUAAAUAACAUAUGUUCUCUAAGACUCAG
Molecule: messenger RNA, 3288 nt
Organism: Chanos chanos (milkfish)
Lineage: Eukaryota; Metazoa; Chordata; Actinopteri; Gonorynchiformes; Chanidae
Gene: mthfd1a
Product: methylenetetrahydrofolate dehydrogenase (NADP+ dependent) 1a, methenyltetrahydrofolate cyclohydrolase, formyltetrahydrofolate synthetase
Exons: 28
Coding region: 344-3091 (915 amino acids)
Biological process (GO): tetrahydrofolate interconversion
Cellular component (GO): cytosol
Molecular function (GO): methenyltetrahydrofolate cyclohydrolase activity; ATP binding; formate-tetrahydrofolate ligase activity
Source: RefSeq, a predicted model, not a curated record